CAGCUUUUGGCAUAACAGGCAUUUAAGUGUUCAUGACUGAAUGUGUAAAGCCGUCUUUCCGGCCAGCUGAGGGUUGCAAGGGAUAGUAAAAAAAAGGAAGUUGUCUUUCCCCUGAGGCGUCCCUCGCGGCCAGCAUCGUGUCAGACGUACGAGCAAAUCUUAGUGGACACAUCGCUGAGCUAAACAAUGCAAGAUACAAUUACGGUUACCAGAACACAUACACAGAUAGCUGGAUAAAUUGUAGCUAGAUCAAUGCCAGAAUAGAUCCCUGUCAAGUUAGCUGCAGCGAAACAAAAGGAACAAAAGUGCGGUAGUUGGCUCCAUAAGGUAGUGAGGCGAGAUCAAUGGGUUUCUGGCACGGUGUGGGAAAACACGAGGUGUAUUUUCAACCAUCACCCACUCCCUGGUAUGAAAGGGAAUGAUUUACACAAACUUAGCCCAUGAAAUAAGCUCAUUCUAAAGUCUUUAUAGUAGCGGAGUAGUUUUGUAAUUACUUCGAGGGUACAAUAAGUUUUCCCUCCUGAACCUGUCACACGGAAUCAGUGCUUCUUGGGUCGUUCACGGGUGGAGAGUAACGGUGGACGGCCUGUUAUUCCUGUACAGGCGGCGAGGAUGGGGCUAAAAUAGUGCCUCAAGACAAUAACUACAACGUUUCAUGUGAGCUCUGCCUGCAUGAAGCUGGAGAAGUAGGAGAAAGCCGCCGUAGCCCCGAGAUAGCGGAAAGUGUGGACAGAAGAUGCUCCCGAUUGGGCCUCGAAGAUGGUUUGAGUGAAGGUGCUGCGGGGCGUGCUGGCUGGUGUCUCCCCGCAGGGUGAGCGCCCCGCCCCAGGGAGAGAGAGUGACAGUAACGAGGGGCCCCACACGGAAGGAAAAGUGUAACAAUGGGUGAGAGGAAGCUCAUUCACCAUCGGUGUCUAGCAGUGCAGCUGCUUAAGAAGGAGUCCCUAGUGUCCUCGCCUGUCAGCAGUGACAGCAGUAGUGGAGACACUGCCACUCCUGUCAAUGACCUUGCCACAACUGCCACAACUCCUGCCCUCCAGGAUGGCCUCCACCUCUUCAGGGUGUGGCAGGCAGCUAAUGUGGAGUGUGCCUGGGACAAGGAGUUGGUGGAGGCUGCCAAGGCUGUGCAGUACUUGGGCCACCUGGUGGGUGGCGUGGUGUUGGUGGGGGGACCCGCCAACGCGCUGGCCACCCUUUCCUUGGCAUGGUCCAGGUCACUGCUUGCCGCUCCCUCAGGCUAUUCACUAACCAUGCUAGGAGAGGUGCAGGGCUUGAGUGUGGCUGUGGUGCCUCAGGGACAGUUCACGCCCUUGGCUGACGCGCUCUGCUGGGUGGUGCACCACCUCACCCGUGAUGGCUGCAAAGCUGGGGCUGAGGCUGUGAGGGAGGCCCUGGAGGUGUCUUUCCCCACUAUGAUGCCUCCUGUUCCUUCCCAUGUGCAUGCCAUUCUCUCCAGCCUCAUCCAGCAGUGCAAAGUGUACUACACAGGCACCACCUAUGGCAUCGUUCAGCCAGGCACCUACCGCCCCUUCCUCGCCCCUCCAGCUGCUCCCCCUUCAGCUACCUCCCCUGUCAUGAUGAGGGAUGGCAUGAUGACCUCUGCUGCCCAGACUGACUUGGCAGAGCUCAUCACUGGGGCUGCUCAGUCCUCAGACAGAGUCAUCGCCCCCACACUGCCAGGUGGAGGGAGUGGCAUGAAGACAAAGGCUUCCUCAGACACAGAGCACAUAGAUCACCACCCAUUGUACACCAACCACCACCGUCACCACCACAACGCUGGCCGUGCUGCCUCCCUCCGGCUGUCCCCCGCCAGGGCCUCCAUCCUGGCCACCCACCUUGCUGCUGCUGCUGCUGCUGCUGCCACCACCACUGUCCACACCUACCAGGCACUAAACUUCUCUGACAUCAGUAUCAGAGGGGAGCGAGGGUCAAUGUUUAGCAAGCUGCUC
Messenger RNA from Eriocheir sinensis (Chinese mitten crab), 1949 nucleotides. RefSeq lists its product as uncharacterized. The annotation marks the transcript as partial. Gene Ontology annotation, molecular function: RNA polymerase II transcription regulatory region sequence-specific DNA binding; DNA-binding transcription activator activity, RNA polymerase II-specific. The record is from RefSeq and is a predicted model, not a curated record. Lineage: Eukaryota; Metazoa; Arthropoda; Malacostraca; Decapoda; Varunidae. Gene Ontology annotation, cellular component: nucleus; cytoplasm. Gene Ontology annotation, biological process: positive regulation of transcription by RNA polymerase II. The transcript has 7 exons.